Molecule: messenger RNA, 2338 nt
Organism: Oncorhynchus mykiss (rainbow trout)
Lineage: Eukaryota; Metazoa; Chordata; Actinopteri; Salmoniformes; Salmonidae
Source: RefSeq, a predicted model, not a curated record
CCAAACUAGCAAUUCGAUGUGGCUUUAUUUAGCUAAUCUUGGAAUGAAAUCAAUAGUUUUUAAAUAUAAAAGUAGCCAGUCUAUUAAAAUUAGCUUGAUGAGAAAUAUGUGUUUACAACUAGCUAGCUAACUACGUCAGUGCAGGGCUAAAUUACAGAGCCGGGACCUAACUAGUUAUGUUAGAAGAUCACAGGAUGGAUACUAGUGGGAAACCCUCCACAGCCCAAUUUCUGCUAUUAGCCACCAGCUCAGCACUUACUGCAGUCUUCUACUCUGUGUACUGGAGGAGGACAACAACAGUAGCAAGAUUAAAGGGAGCCAAGAAAGUGUCUAUUGAUCAGGAUAUGAAGAACAUCCUGACAGAAGCACCAGGAAAAUGUGUCCCGUACGCUGUUAUUGAAGGUGUUGUGAGAUCUGUGAAAGAAACCUUGAACAGCCAGUUUGUGGACAACUGCAAAGGGGUCAUCGAGAGGUUAACUCUAAAGGAGAAGAAGAUGGUGUGGAAUCGCACCACUCAUCUCUGGAACGAGAGUGAAAAGGUCAUCCACCAGCGUACCAACACGGUGCCCUUUGACCUGGUGUCCCACGACGAGGCUGUGGCAGCCACCAUUCGGGUCAUCCGUCCCCUGGACUCCUCGGAGCUGGACCUGGAGACCACCUAUGAGAACUUUCACCCCACUGCCCAGUCCCUGACCAACGUCAUCGGCCACUUCAUCAGCGGGGAGCGCCCUAAAGGUAUCCACGAGAUGGAGGAGAUGUUACGUCUGGGGGAGAGUGUGACCGGGGUCGGGGAGCUGGUGCUGGACAACAACCUGGUGAAGCUCCAGCCUCCCAAGCAGGGCCUGAGGUACUUCCUCAGCCGACUGGACUAUGACUCCCUGGUGGAGAAGCAGCAGAGCACAGUCAGGUUCUGGAGGAUCCUGACUAUGAUGUUUGGUGUAGUUGCUUCCACAACGCUCUUCUUCAUCCUGUGGAAGCAGUGGGCUUACCAUACACAGAGGAGGAAGAAGAAGAAUGUUCUGGAGGAAUUCAAGGAGCAGCAGAGGAAGCGGUUAAGGGAGCUGAAUGUGGAGGAGGCCAGUGUUUCCCCUAGUGCCUGUACAGUGUGUUUGAGCCAGGAGCGUUCCUGUGUGUUCCUGGAGUGUGGGCAUGUCUGUGCUUGUGACCGGUGCUACCAGGCACUGCCAAAGCCAAAGAAGUGCCCUAUCUGCAGGGCGACGAUAGAGAGGGUAGUGCCUCUUUAUAACAGCUAAUGGACAAUGCCAUUUGGAUGGCCAUUGUAAAUGGACUGAUCUAAUGUCACUGAAAAAAGGAUUGUCGGCUUAUUUUUCUGUUUUCUUUGCUUUGCUUUUAAUUGAAAGAUCAAGCUGACUUGUAGCUUGAUUUGAGUUAUGUCAGUUGAAAUGAAAACAUGUCAUAUCCAGGAUCCUUCUUAGUUGUAGAAUCAACUCAGAACUUGAAUGUUUUCACCUCAAUGUUUCUCCAAAGCACACAUCAAAGCGAUUUUGAAUAAAUAAAGACAAACAAAAUAAAUAUAUCCUCAACCUAUUUUACAAAUCUGUUGGCCCUAUACUAUCCACACACAUUUAUGUAAAUGUUUAUGGCUGCCAGGAGAGGGUGAUGUCUGCCUUGCAUACCUUUUCAACAGGGAAGAAAGAGUACAUCGUAUUUUAUGAUUUAGAUAAACCAUUGCAUUUGCUCUAAGCAGAAAAGGCACAGAAAUCAUGUACAAAAUAAAGGUAUUUGCAAAUUAAAAACAUUCGAUAAAGUAUCAAGUUUUUUAAGUGACAAUCAGUAAGUUAUCAUAAAAGAAGGAGCAAUUCACAAUGGUGUUAAUAACUUAUUCAUGAAGUGUUGACUGUUACGGGAUGUCCAUUGAACCGAGAAAGUAAAGAAUAAAUACAAUAUCACGAGCGUGUCGUGACGAGACAAGUGAAUGCACCAGGAAAAAGCUACCUCAGUCGGUGACGGAUCUUCUGCCAAUUCUGCUAGGGAUUGUUUUGCAUCGCUCUCCUACACUAUUUGCAUUUCUCUCCAUCAGUCUUUUAUUCUGUAAAUGACUAUUCCAUCGAUAAAAUACUCAUUUAUUCGUAAAGAGGACGGAACAUUUUGGAUAAAAUGUGUUUUAUGCAAGCGAUAUCAUAGGCUACAGUAUAAUGUUCAGUUGAUUAUCAAGUCAUCUUUUUCACUGACGUCUUUCAGUAUCGAUUAUUGACUAAGCUUUUAUUGUGAAGACAUGUCGGAAAGUAUUGCCUUACAAUGAGAAAAACUCAUUAUGGUGCUGAUGGCGACAGGUCUCCAUCACCGGUCUCCUUGCAGGAUGCCAACAACUUCUAUU